Messenger RNA from Epithele typhae, 882 nucleotides. Its product is annotated as histidinol-phosphatase. Lineage: Eukaryota; Fungi; Basidiomycota; Agaricomycetes; Polyporales; Epitheliaceae. Gene Ontology annotation, biological process: L-histidine biosynthetic process. Gene Ontology annotation, cellular component: cytoplasm. Gene Ontology annotation, molecular function: histidinol-phosphatase activity. Bases 1 to 882 code for a protein of 293 amino acids. The transcript is spliced from 3 exons. The record is from RefSeq and is a predicted model, not a curated record.
AUGCCAGUCAGCCAUCAUUCUCACUCAGGCCAGUUCUGCAAGCACGCAGUUGGAACCCUCGAAGAUGUCAUCCUUCAAGCGAUCGCCCAAGGCUUCGUGGUCUACGGGCUGACCGAGCACGUCCCGCGCUAUCGCGCAGACGAUCUCUACCCCGAGGAGUCCGACCUCACCCUUGAUGCUCUCGCCGGUCAAUUCGAGGCCUUCUUGACCGAAGCACAUCGUCUGAAGGCCAAGUAUGCGGACAAAAUCAAUCUACUUGUCGGUCUCGAAACCGAGUCCAUCACUGAACUCGAUCUCUCCGGCCUCGCAUCCCUCCUCGCCCAACACACCGACCAGAUCGAGUACAUCGUCGGCUCCGUCCACCACGUCGCCGGGAUCCCCAUCGACUUCGACCAGCCGACGUUCGCCAGCGCCCUCACCAGCUUCGCCCCGGACCCUUCUUCCCCUGCCGAGCCGGCCACGACGUCCGCCUUCCUCUGCGCGUACCUCGACGCCCAGCACGACCUCUUGCGCCGCUUCCACCCCGAGGUCGUCGGCCAUCUCGAUCUCUGCCGACUGUACACCCCCGUGCUCCGCUUCGCGGACUUCCCCGCCGCCUUGGAGCGCGUGCGCCGCAACGUCGCCUUCGCAGUCUCGUACGGCGCGCUGUUCGAGCUCAACGCGGCUGCGUUCCGCAAGGGGUGGGACGCGGCGUACCCCGCUCCAGACGUCGUCGAGAUCGUGCUCGGCGCGGGUGGGCGAUUCACCCUGUCCGACGACAGCCACGGGCCCCAUGCGGUCGGCCUGAAUUACCACAAGUUGUUGGAAUAUGCGCGCCGCGAGGGCAUCGGGGAGCUCUGGACGUUGGAGGCUUGCGGUGAAAGGAAUGCGGAGGGCGGCUGA